UAUUCGUAAACCGCUUCAUUUUCAUAAUCGUAUACGCAAUAAUUGCACAUAGAAAAGACUGAAUUCUGUAGAGUUGAAUUCGGCUGUGAAUUCUAAACAGAACGCGACAAAAUCGCAAGUAUUGUUAAGGUUUUGUGAUAAAGCAAAAAUUGCAUCAAAAGACACUUUACAGUAAUUGUGUCGGUUUUAAGAAAAUAAUCUUUUAAUACUUUUCACGGUUUCACAAUUUCGAUAUUUUGGAUUGUUUGGCGAAUUACGUUACGUACUUGUAAAUUCUUAACGCUACUUUUUUUGUAGAUUGUUAUAAUUAGUCAUUCCUUCUUUCAAUUGCAAGAAGUAAAGAUCAUAAAAUUAGUUAGUUUGCUUUAGAAAUGUCUUCGCUUACGGAGGGGAAAGUUAUCAUUUGUAAGGCUGCCGUAGCUUGGGAGGCAAAGAAGCCCCUUGUAAUCGAAGAGAUUGAAGUAGAACCGCCUAAUUCACAUGAAGUUCGCAUUAAAAUUUUUGCAACUGGCGUUUGCCAUACGGAUGCGUACACUUUGAAUGGAUUUGAUCCUGAAGGCAAAUUCCCUGUCAUUUUGGGACAUGAAGGCGCUGGUGUCGUAGAGAGCGUAGGUCAAGAUGUUACUAAAUUUAAAGCUGGUGAUCAUGUAAUACCCACUUACAUACCACAAUGUAACGAAUGCAAAUUUUGCAAUAGUAAGAAGACUAAUUUAUGUCAAAAAAUUCGAGUUACUCAAGGUCAAGGAGUAAUGCCGGAUGGUACAACAAGAUUUUCUUGCAAUGGACAAAAGAUAUUCCAUUUUAUGGGUACUUCGACGUUUUCCGAAUACACCGUGGUAGCGGAUAUAUCCUUGUGUAAAGUUAAUGAAAAAGCUCCGAUGGAUAAAGUCUGUUUAUUGGGAUGUGGUAUUCCUACUGGUUAUGGGGCCGCAUUGAAUACUGCGAAAGUUGAAGCUGGCACGUCUUGUGCUAUUUGGGGUUUGGGCGCCGUUGGGUUGGCCACUGCGUUAGGUUGUAAAAAAGCCGGAGCAUCAAAAAUCGUAGGCAUUGAUAUAAAUUCGACCAAAUUUGAAUUAGCUAAGAAAUUCGGCUUUACCGAAUUUAUAAAUCCUAAUGAUAUAGAGGAUAAAGAAUCCAUUCAAAGUUACCUUCUUGAGAAAUACGAUGGUGGUUUCGACUAUACCUUUGAAUGUAUUGGUAACGUCGAUACGAUGCGAGCUGCAUUAGAAGCUUCCCACAAGGGUUGGGGUACUUCGGUUAUCAUAGGCGUUGCUGCCGCCGGUCAAGAGAUUAGCACUAGACCCUUCCAAUUAGUGGUUGGACGCACUUGGAAAGGCACAGCUUUCGGUGGAUGGAAAAGCGGAUCAGAUGUCCCUAAAUUAGUAGAGGAAUACAUGCGUCAGGAAUUGCUUGUUGAUGAAUUUGUUACACACACUAUGGAAGUUGAAAAAAUUAAUGAUGCUUUCGAAUUGAUGCAUGAGGGUAAAAGUAUACGAAGUGUGGUGAAAUUUUAAAUCUAAUGAUUUAUAAAGAUUAUAAUCUAAUUGCACAAGGGCAUCAGUCAACCACUGCUUAUUUCUAAUAAAUUAUUUUGUAUGUCAAAUGCUAA
Molecule: messenger RNA, 1609 nt
Organism: Glossina fuscipes
Lineage: Eukaryota; Metazoa; Arthropoda; Insecta; Diptera; Glossinidae
Gene: Fdh
Product: alcohol dehydrogenase class-3
Exons: 4
Coding region: 372-1514 (380 amino acids)
Biological process (GO): formaldehyde catabolic process
Cellular component (GO): cytosol
Molecular function (GO): zinc ion binding; S-(hydroxymethyl)glutathione dehydrogenase [NAD(P)+] activity
Source: RefSeq, a predicted model, not a curated record